UUUUGAGGGGCACACAGUCAGACAAGAAUAGCCCGGCCCGCGCGACUGACUGUGCGAGUCGCCCGCCGCCGCCGCGUGGUCCAGUCUUUGGUCUGUCGGCGGUGUCUGCUCGUCUGCAGGCAGAAUAAAUAAACCCUCGGCGGCUCAUUAAUCCGUAAACGCCGCUCCUCGCAAAACCAUGGUCGGCGGCGUUUCCAGCGGCAGAAGGUAGUUCCACGUGCGCCGGGUGAAACGAGUGAUGUGAGAGCAGGCCCUUGGCUAUUGUCAGCUCGCUGGCACAAUGAGGAACAACGUGCCUAUUGAGGAGGAUGAGCCCGGCAAGUGCUGUGCCUUCUGGUACUGCGUGUGGAAGGUGUUCACCUGCAUUUGCUCGCACUUCAUUCUCAUCUCCAUGGUCGUCUCCUAUUGCAUUAUGGGCGCGUACACUUUCCAGGCGCUCGAGGCCAAGAACGAAGUGGCGCGCAAAGUGGACAUCAAGUACAAGCGCAGCAAUUGCACCGACCGUCUUUGGCAGCUAACGCAGGAAAGUGACGUCCUGCGUCAAGAAAACUGGACCGAGCGGGUCAUCGUCGAACUGAAAGAGUUCGAAAAGGACCUGUUGACAGCCAUGAAGAAGCACGGCUGGGACGGCACGGAGAACGAAGAAGCCAACCAGUGGACUUUUUCCGGCGCACUUUUUUACUCCAUCAUCGUCAUCACCACAAUUGGCUACGGCCACAUCGCGCCGAAAACGCACUGGGGCAAGGUGGUGACCAUUUUUUACGCCAUCCUCGGCAUCCCAUUGAUGCUCCUGUGCCUGUCCAAUAUCGGUGACGUCAUGGCCCACUCGUUCCGAUUCAUAUACUGGAAGGUCUGCUGUUACGUUUGCACAAGAAAACCAAAGAGGUCGCAUCGAAGGGGACGAAGCGCCCGAGGGGGCACCAUAAGACAGCACAGAAGCUCUGGAGGUGCAAAAUCGCGGUCAGCGUCUUUCCGUCGCUCAGCAAGAACGUCGCAGCGCUCGGCGGACAGCGCUCUCGGCCUCUCUGACAGCGUGAUGACGCGUUCCUCAUACUCAGACAAUGAGUUUAGAUACGAUGAUACGGGCAUGGAAUUAGUGCAGCAUCCUCAGAAUCUCCAAAAAUCUCGCGGGGUGGACGCGACCCUUCAGGUGCAGCAACCCUCCAUGAUGGCAAUGGGACCUCAGCUCAAUCAACCUCUGCAGCAAGCCGCGCAAGGAGGUCAAAAUCCGCCAGUUCUAUUUAACCGGUACAUUGACGAUGCGUCCCAGCAGCAGCAACAGCAAGGGUGGCGAAACAAAGGCAGGCCAGGGGUGGAGUUGGACGCCCUUCCAGCCGGUCGAGGGGACUCGGUGAAGAGCACAGCCUCCCUGCCCAAUCCAAUACCCUCCCCUACUGGGCCUUUGCCUGGGCCUCCGACGGGACGCUACCAGCGGCAGGGCAGUUCGCGUCUGGGUCGUUUGCGGGAGGACCCUGAGAUGAUGGACGAGUUCAUGUACGUGUACGAGUCCGAGCCGGAAAUCGAUGACACGCCGUCCAAGCCGGUGCCAAUUUGGCUGUGCGUCUUCCUCGUCGUCAGCUACAUCUUCGGCGGCGCCUUCCUCUUCGCCGAGUGGGAAAAGUGGGAGUUCCUGGACUCGGCGUACUUCUGCUUCAUCACCCUGACGACCAUUGGCUUUGGCGACUUUGUACCGGCGCAAAGGAAGGAAAAGGCCGAAAUCAGCAUCGCCCUGUGUUCGCUGUACUUGUUGUUUGGUAUCGCACUUUUGGCCAUGAGCUUCAAUUUGGUGCAAGAGCAGGUCAUCAACUCUGUCAAGUCGGUCGCCAGACGGCUCGGCAUCAUCAAGGAUGAAAAUGAAGACGAGGACUGAAGUUCAAUUUCAAACAUUUUGAAGUGAUUUUUUAAGGUGAAAAUUUCUGUUAAAAUUAUAUCAGCAAAUGAUUAUUUCUAGAUUGUAUUCCCCACAAUUUUUAACAUUUUGUUUCUUAUCUUGGAAAAUCCAUUUCGAAAUUUUUUAUUAACAACAUUAACUGUUGAAAUAGUUUUUAAAAAGUUCUAAAACUCCCGUUAGCUGAAAUUUAUUCUGAAUCAUUACCCCAAAGAAACUUAUUUGCGAAAAAAAUUUGCCCUUUAGUUGUCUGUAAAUACGAUCAAUUUAAAAUUAUAUCCGUGGCUUUUCAAGCAAAAUUAUUGGUUUAUUUUAUAAUAAUAAUAAUGAUUUUCAUCUCUGACGUUUUUCAAUGCAUUUUUCAACUUCUCAACAGCAUGUCUGUCAUUUCUUUUCUACCUCUCAAUCAAAUUGCAAAACUGUCUAAUCGCGGCCUUCCUCUGAAAUGUAAAUAAAGUGGCGAACUAUUGAUUCCAUCAGCAACUGGUUUUCUUUUAUUGACUGGUUUACGCCUCCUCUAACCGGCUUCAACAAGAUCAGCAUAAUCUGCAGAUAUUAUAACAAAGUCAGAUCACGCCAGCGAGGAAAAUAAAUAGGGACGAUGAACUAA
Messenger RNA from Neocloeon triangulifer, 2498 nucleotides. RefSeq names its product potassium channel subfamily K member 18 (gene galene). The transcript is spliced from 6 exons. Gene Ontology annotation, cellular component: membrane. Gene Ontology annotation, molecular function: potassium ion leak channel activity. Gene Ontology annotation, biological process: stabilization of membrane potential; potassium ion transmembrane transport. Bases 281 to 1870 code for a protein of 529 amino acids. Lineage: Eukaryota; Metazoa; Arthropoda; Insecta; Ephemeroptera; Baetidae. The record is from RefSeq and is a predicted model, not a curated record.